AUGGAGGACAUAUUAGUAAUUGUAUCAGCUGUCAACUUGGAUAAAGAGGAUAACGGAGAAGCAGAUAUGGGAUCUUUGCAAGGACCUGUGAUUUGUCCUGUCGUUCGUGCAAAACAAAGUGGAGGUUACGCUGUCCCUCUCCGUACUAAGGCUAGGUUAGGUCAAAGUUCAUUCUGGGGUGUGAAAGCAAUUAAUAAUGGAGCUAGUGUGCCUAGUCAGCGUGUUCGGGCAAAAAAUGUAAUUAGGUGUACCUUCAGUUCAUCAUCAAACGGCAAUGGUAGCAUGGCAGGAAAUUUCAAUGAGAAUGAUGCAGAUUAUGUCAAUUCAAGCGUCUUAGAAGCAGUUGAGGUGCGGAGUGGCCCUGAUGGUUAUUUCAUGGUCAAGAUGAGGGAUGGUCGGCAUGUGAGAUGUGUCCACAACAACCCUCAGAGUGGACAUCUUCCUGAUUAUGCUCCACAUCCUGCAAUUGUGCUUAAGAUGGAAGAUGGGACUGGUCUUCUUCUUCCUAUCAUUGUUUUGGAGAUGCCCAGUGUGCUCCUCAUGGCAGCUAUGCGCAAUGUUCAAAUUGCUAGACCAACAAUGUAUCAAGUGGUGAAGGAAAUGGUUGACAAGAUGGGCUACUCUGUGAAACUUGUAAGAGUGACUAAGAGGGUCCAUGAAGCAUAUUUUGCUCAGCUGUACCUUACAAAGGGUGAUGAAACUGAAAAUAUCAGCUUUGACCUUCGACCAUCUGAUGCAAUUAACAUUGCUGUGAGAUGCAAGGUACCAAUACAAGUCAACAAAUACUUGGCACAUAGUGAUGGCAUGAAGAUGAUCGAACCUGCAAAGCCCUCAGUACAGACAUCCUCUUCUGAUGGCUUGUUGUUUACUGAACUGGACAGGCCUUCUAGCCAACCAUGCAUUGAAACAACGGAGUUCAAUCUUAUUCGGAACAUGAUGGUCGCUGCAUUUGAGGAACGCUACCAUGAUGCAGACAUGGCAGUUUUUCAGACAAUUUUAGGUGCUUCUGUACCAUAUUAUGGUCACAGUAAAUUUAGCAGGGAAAAGAAGAAGAAAGACUACAUCAUGUCCAGAAUGGUUUCGAGCUCUCUUGGAGAUACAGACAAGGAAGAUUGCAACGCUUGUAUGCCUUUUAUUGUAGAUGUAAGGGAUUUUGAGGAGCAAAUGGCUGUAAACAAGUUUCGGCGUGUUUUGAGCGUGGAUAACUUGCUGCCUUCAAAGCAUGAUAAUUAUCACACUAUGCUCAGGUUUCUGAAAGCCAGGAAGUUUAACAUUGAGAAAGCAAAAUCUAUGUGGGCCGACAUGCUUAAAUGGAGGAAAGAUUUUGGUGCUGACACAAUCUUGGAGGAUUUUCAAUUUGGGGAGAUCGAUGAAGUUCUGCAACACUACCCUCAGGGUUAUCAUGGUGUAGACAAGGAAGGAAGACCGAUCUAUAUAGAAAGAUUGGGACAAGUGGACAUGAACAAGCUUAUGCAAGUAACUACAGAAGACAGGUACAUAAGAUAUCAUGUUCAAGAAUUCGAGAAAUCUGUUUCCAUAAGGCUGCCUGCUUGCUCGAUAGCUGCCAAGAGACAUGUGGAGGGAAGUAUGUCAAUUUUGGAUGUUCAAGGAGUGAGCAUGAAGAAUUUGAUCAAACCUGCAAGGGAUGUCAUUUUCAGGCUGUUGAAGAUCGAUAAGGACAAUUAUCCAGAAACACUUCAUCGGAUGUUGAUCGUUAAUGCUGGUCCUGCCUUUAGGCUGGUGUGGAAUGCUAUAAGGCCAUUUCUUGACCCUAAAACCGCUUCUAAGAUCAAUGUUCUUGGCACCAAUUAUCACAGUAAACUGCUUGAGAUUGUUGAUGACAGUGAAUUACCAGAUUUCCUAGGCGGAAGCUGCACCUGCUCAAAGGAAGGAGGGUGUUUGAGAUCAGAUAAAGGACCAUGGAAGGAUUCAAAUAUAUUACAGAUGGUCCAAAGCGGCGAUUUCCAGGGUUUAAUUCAAACAUCAGUUUCAAAUUGCCAGGAAAAGCAUGAUGACGGCGAUCAGCAACAACAUAUGGUAACUUUAGUUUCACCCUUGGCUUCAUCAGUUCAUCUAUCAGAAUUUCAUCUUGGUUUUUGGGGUUCAUAUGAGGUUGUAAUUGGUGGACAGAUAAGAUAUAUCGGUACUGAAUCAAAAAGCAACUCAGAAUCUGGUGAUGAAGAUGUUGUAUCAUCAGCACUAAUGUAUGCAGAGUUGAUGAAAACUCCUGUCUGUGAAGAAGUUAGAAGCUGA
Oldenlandia corymbosa var. corymbosa is the source of this 2253-nucleotide messenger RNA. The record is from the annotation of a GenBank genome assembly. Lineage: Eukaryota; Viridiplantae; Streptophyta; Magnoliopsida; Gentianales; Rubiaceae.